GUUUUUGUUCAAGACAGUAGUGGGUGUGAUUUUGCUCUUUUACUUUACAUGUGUGAUAAUAAUGUAUUCCUCAUCAGAAGCAAGGCAGCUUAUGAUUUAUUUACAUCCUUGGAAGAGUCCAUUUGAAAAUUUAGCUGAUCCUAGUUCAUUUGGUUUACCUGAUAGUACUGUACAUUUUUAUAUAUCUGGUCCUGCUGGUAAACUAGGAGCAUGGAAUAUUCUUAGUCAAAAUGCUGAUAAGGCUCAAGAUGCCAAAACUGACAAGCAUUCCCACCUCAGUGAUGGAAGCCCAGUAUUUCUCUAUUUUCAUGGCAAUGGUUUUACAAGAGGGACUGGUCACAGACUAGGACUUUAUAAGUUGUUGACUUCCAUUGGUUAUCAUGUGGUAACAAUUGACUAUAGAGGUUUUGGUGACUCUGAAGGAAAGCCAUCUGAAAAUGGACUCAUUGAGGAUGGUCUUGCUGCUUGGAAGUGGAUAAGGUCACAAAGUCCUGAGGCACCUUUGUACAUUUGGGGUCACUCCUUAGGUUCAGGAGUAGCUGGUGGAGUUGCAAAAGCUUUAUGUGAAGAAGGUUCUCCACCAUUAGGAGUCAUUCUUGAAGCACCUUUUAACAAUAUUUGGGAUGGAGCAGUCCACCAUCCAAUAACUAUACCUUUCAGAUUCCUUCCAUAUUUUAAUGAGACCGUGCUAGAUGAAGUCAAAGAAGUAUUUCGCACUGAUAAGAGGUUAGCAGACGUCUAUUGUCCGAUAUUAAUCCUUCAUGAUAGAAGUGAUGAGAUCAUAUCGUUUGAACUAGGAAAAAAGUUGUAUGAAAGUGCUAAGGUCUCGCGGCCAGCUGAUGCAGGUCCUAUCAAAUUCAUUGAAUUAGAUGGACAUUAUGGUCACAAGAUGAUCUACCAAUCACAAAAGCUGCCGGGGAUCUUGAGGGAAUUCGUCAGGACCAACUGAUGCACAGAUCAGGAUACGAGUUAGAUGUCUGAAGACACGUGAUUUUAAGGGGCGAAUUGCCUUAAAAAAUGGACGCGAGGGCAAAACAGUGAGGGAAGCGGUAACAUUGAAGUGAAAAAAGUCUUACAAGAAGAUUAUUAAAUGGCUAAUAGACAUGUUCAUAUUAAUGUUAGAUUACCACUGUUGGUAGUCGUUUAAAAUGGAUGUAAACUUUUAAAUCCUGAUGUCAAUUGAGUAGUUAGAAUCAUUUUUAAAAUAAACGUGCUAUUUCUUGCACAAAAAUUA
Messenger RNA from Stylophora pistillata, 1234 nucleotides. Its product is annotated as lysophosphatidylserine lipase ABHD12. Gene Ontology annotation, cellular component: endoplasmic reticulum membrane. Lineage: Eukaryota; Metazoa; Cnidaria; Anthozoa; Scleractinia; Pocilloporidae. The record is from RefSeq and is a predicted model, not a curated record. Gene Ontology annotation, biological process: monoacylglycerol catabolic process; phosphatidylserine catabolic process. Gene Ontology annotation, molecular function: phosphatidylcholine lysophospholipase A1 activity; monoacylglycerol lipase activity.